GUUUUCAAUGGCGCCGCCCGGAACCUCGGUAUGCUCAUCGUCGGCAGGAUCCUGCUUGGCUGCGGCGUUGGCUUUGCUAAUCAGUUACAAGUCCCGAAACUCUGGGAAAUGGGUUUAGUUCAAGCCAGUUUAUUUGUGACUUCGUCAUGACGUUUCAAAUUAUGGUGUUGGUUUAAGAAUAUGGUUGCAUGUGGGAUUUUCCAAGAACGGGAAUUUUUCGUGGAGGCCUCAACCAUUUCAUGGUCUCUUGCUCUCCAGUGACCUCGGCGAUCCACCUGCAUUAUCUUGCAAGGUAAAUAUUUAAGCAGUUGUGGUGAUGCUGCUUUGGAGACUGGUUAGGCAAGUUUUGUAUAUGAGAGAAUUGUUCAGGUGUUUUUUCUUUUGGAAAUUAGAUCAGGUGUGUUGGUUGCUUCAGUCCGUCUCAGUGUAUUAACGGAGCUAGCCAAAAAACGAUUGUGAAAAUGUGGUUCAAUCUACCCAAAGGAAAUCGAAAGCCAGCAAAGGGUUUGCGACUUUGACUUUCAACAGCGUACUCUCCCAUUGUUAAAUGCGUAACGUUUGAAGUUUCUCCGGCGACUGGAGACUUGUCUCCCUCUGCCUCCGUGUACAUUUCAAUGAUUGUCCAACACUCCCAUUUACAUUUCAAUGAUUGUCUGAAGAAAAUACACACAUACUCACUCCUGCUUCCGUGUUGUUUCCAUGGCUACCUAACCUUGGGAGUUGAGACGAGAGAAUCAAACCAGCCGAGGGCCGACGAGCCAAGAUGCCGGCAGGAGGUUUCCCAGCGUCUUCGGCGCUGCUGUCCGGCAUGGAGUUUGAGGCCAAGAUCACGCCUAUGGUGAUCACCACCUGCGUCACGGCGGCCACCGGCGGGCUCAUGUUCGGCUACGACAUCGGCAUCUCAGGCGGGGUGUCAUCCAUGGAGGAUUUCCAGCGUGAGUUCUUCCCGACGGUGCUUCACAAGAGGCGCGAGAACAAGAGGAGCAACUACUGCCGAUACGAUAACCAAGGCCUGCAGCUCUUCACCUCGUCCCUCUACCUCGCCGCCCUCGUCUCCACCCUCUUCGCGUCCUACACCACCCGCCGGCGCGGCCGCCGCGCCACUAUGCGCAUAGCCGGCGCCUUCUUCAUCGUCGGCGCCAUUUUCAAUGGCGCUGCUCGGAACCUCGGCAUGCUCAUCGUCGGCAGGAUCCUGCUUGGCUGCGGCGUUGGCUUCGCUAACCAGGCUAUUCCUCUGUUCUUGUCAGAGGUCGCGCCAACUACAAUCCGUGGUGGCCUCAACUCCUUGUUCCAACUAAACAUCACCAUUGGCAUUUUGUUCGCCAGCCUUGUCAACUAUGGCACUAACAAGAUCCAUCCUUGGGGAUGGCGUCUUUCUCUGUUCCUCGCGGGAUUUCCGGCUGUGUUGUUCACCCUAGGUACGCUUUUCAUGGUCGAUACACCCAAUAGCCUCAUUGAGCGCGGUCGUCAAGAGGAGGGCAAAGUUGUGCUCAAGAAGAUCCGUGGCACCGACAACGUGGACCCGGAGUUCAAUGAGAUCCUGGAGGCUAGUCGCAUCGCCCAUGACAUCAAGAGACCAUUUCACAACCUCCUACAACGCUGCAACCGUCCCCUUCUCAUGAUCACUAUCCUCAUCCAGAUGUUCCAGCAAUUGUCGGGUAUAAAUGCCAUCAUGUUCUACGCCCCGGUGCUGCUCACCACGUUAGGGUUUAAGACCGAGGCUUCCCUCUACUCGGCAGUGAUCACGGGGGCAGUGAACGUGUUGUCGACGUUUGUAUCAAUGUACACGGUAGACAGAGUGGGGAGACAGAUGUUGCUUCUGGAUGGCGGCGUGCAAAUGCUCCUAUCACUAGUGGCCAUGGCCGUGGUGAUGAGGACCAAGGUUACCGACCGCUCAGAUGACCUCGACCACGACUGGGCCAUCAUGGUCGUCGUCAUCAUCUGCAACUUCGUAUCCUCAUUUGCUUGGUCAUGGGGCCCACUCGGGUGGCUCAUCCCGAGCGAGAUCUUCCCGCUCGAGACACGCUCCGUGGGGCAGAGCAUUAGUGUCUGCACGAACAUGCUCUUCACCUUUGUCUUUGCACAAGUCUUCCUCUCAAUGCUCUGCCACCUCAAGUCCUUCAUAUUUGUGUUUUCCUCCGUCUGUGUUGCCAUCAUGUCGCUUUUCGUCAUCUUCUUCUUACCUGAAACGAACAACAUUCCCAUGGAGGAGAUGGCGGAAAGAGUGUGGAAACAACACUGGUUCUGGAAGCGAUUUAUGAAUGAUGGAGGUGACAACCAUGACGUUACCAGGGAGAGAACACCGUCAAUAAUGUCACUAUUUAGUUAGUUCGUAGAACAAAGUAUCGUCAACCAAAAUAAUCAUAUUUGUAAACAAGUCAGUAAUCAAGAUUUAGCAAUCUCUUGUGUCUUGCCUGCAAUGCAAACA
Molecule: messenger RNA, 2428 nt
Organism: Hordeum vulgare subsp. vulgare (domesticated barley)
Lineage: Eukaryota; Viridiplantae; Streptophyta; Magnoliopsida; Poales; Poaceae
Product: sugar transport protein MST4-like
Exons: 5
Coding region: 764-2329 (521 amino acids)
Biological process (GO): monosaccharide transmembrane transport
Cellular component (GO): membrane
Molecular function (GO): monosaccharide transmembrane transporter activity
Source: RefSeq, a predicted model, not a curated record